AUGGCAAAGGAAAAGUUUGGCCCAUAUACUAAUUCUACGCUCACUCGGGAUGAGCUCAAGAUAAUCCAAGAGCUUUGGGGAGUUCUCUACGCCGUUGAAGGCGAGCUUCCUGAUGGAGGCACCCCCGAGACCGUAAGGUCAGGGUACUGCGGAGCCUUUAUGACUCAUUUCAAGGAUGGCGGUUUAUCGUUUCCUCUUCCUUCCUUCCUUUUAGAGCUUUUAGCGGAGCUCGGAAUGGCGUUCACUCAGAUGAACCCAAAUUUUUUCGUUAUCUCAAGGCUACAUGGGUUCGAGCUAGAGAGGAAGAACAGCGGCUUUCAGGGGACGAUGAUCCUGGCUCCGCGUGAAGGUCUCUCUAUUAUCAGUGGUAUUCCCAACAAAGACAUUCAGUGGAGAGACAAAUUUUUCGUCUUUAAGGUCAAUCCGGCGUCGGUUGGCGAUUUUGAUUUUUCUCGGAUCCCAAGGGAAUGUAAUGAGAAUAUUGCUAAGCGAUUUCCUUGCUUUUCUUUUCGAGCGUAUGCUUACGCUAUGACUCCGGAGCGAAACCGGGCUGCUCCUAUCGCGCUUGAGGAACCAGUUCGUCCUCAACAAGAUCGCAAAGGGAAAAUUUUAGAGGUGAAGAGAGCGGAGGCUUCUGCGGGUGCCGAACCCUUGAAGCGAGCUCAGAGAACUCCGAAAGGACAUGUACUCAGGCCGAGAUCUCAGGCUCCGUCUCCCCUCCUUUUGGCCAUGCCGGUGUCGGUUGCUAUUCUGGUUCUCGAGGACCAGUCGGCGUCUCAUAUCCCGGUUGAGUUGGAUGUUGGUGGUGAUAGAGUCGACUCUGGGGCUCGCCGAACUCGUCGUCUGGAUCUGAAUGAGGUCGUCUUGGCAGACCUUAGUUCAUCGAGCUCGAUGCCUCCUCUUGUGACGCAGGCUCCAGGAUCCGGAGCAUCUCACGUCGAUCUGGCGCAAGAUAAGGACCCCCAGAUGCGAGCUCCCUUCUUUGGAGAAGAUGUGGCCGUUGCGAAUGCUAAGGCUAUGGAAGCCAGUAAUGAGUAUGCUGCUUUGAUGGAGGCACGACUGGCGAAUUUCCAGAGUCGAGAAGAGCUAGAAGGCCAGUUUCUUAUUAUUCAACAGUUGCAAUCCAAAUUAAGCGCAUCGCAGGCGAACGAGCAACAUCGAGUGAAGGAGUUUGAAGACCUAAAUGCAGCGUUGGCGGCUGGUGAGUCGGAUAAGGUCGCGAUUAUGGGAGAUUUCGACUCAUUGAAGGAGAAGUUCAAACGAGAAGCUGAGAAUCGGGAGAAAACAGUUCAAAAGGAGCAAAUGGCUACCUUUUCUUUCUAUGUCACAUAUGUUGUUCAAACUCCGGAUGGGAGGCGAAUGGCUACCUUUUCUUUCUGCAAUAAGUUUUGA
This is a messenger RNA of Raphanus sativus (radish), 1392 nucleotides long. RefSeq lists its product as uncharacterized. NCBI's taxonomy places the organism in Eukaryota, Viridiplantae, Streptophyta, Magnoliopsida, Brassicales, Brassicaceae. Bases 1 to 1392 code for a protein of 463 amino acids. The transcript has 6 exons. The record is from RefSeq and is a predicted model, not a curated record.